Messenger RNA from Ostreococcus lucimarinus CCE9901, 549 nucleotides. RefSeq lists its product with no specific name. Lineage: Eukaryota; Viridiplantae; Chlorophyta; Mamiellophyceae; Mamiellales; Bathycoccaceae. The coding region runs from base 1 to 549 and encodes 182 amino acids. The record is from RefSeq and is a predicted model, not a curated record. The transcript has a single exon.
AUGAGUGUCUCCACGAGCGCGCACGCGUCUACUUGGCGCGAGGAAAAGCAUGAACACGCCAAGGACGUCGCCAGGGCAUUGCGCGCGCGAUGUCUUGAACGAAACAUAGACAGCAUUUUUGAGUUGGACGAGUUCACCGACGAGGCGUUGUUCACGCAGCUCGGCGAGAGCUUACUCGGCGCGAGCGGGCGAGUCCCGGCGAAAUCGUUCAAGCACAGCGCCCACUUCAAAAGCAUCGUGAAGCACGAGUACGAUGCGAUGUACGGGGACGUUCGCGAGUCGAAGAGCGACAGCGAAGAGUUGGCGUCGCCGCGAAAGUCGCCGCCGACGCGAACGUCCCCGAGACGUCGACGCGAAGACACGACGACGGUGUUCGAGCGUUGGAAGGCGCGACUUCGAGUGUUAGAGGACGUGAUAACGUUUGUGGCUCUCCUUGCGGUGUGUUUUGUCGCUGGAAUAUUGCUUUGCGACGUUUGCGAGAAUCAUUUCCAAGAGCUCGCGAAACCGGCGACGAGGGAAGACGACGCGUCUCCGUUCGCGACGCCGUAG